Lachancea meyersii CBS 8951 is the source of this 702-nucleotide messenger RNA. Lineage: Eukaryota; Fungi; Ascomycota; Saccharomycetes; Saccharomycetales; Saccharomycetaceae. The record is from the annotation of a GenBank genome assembly.
AUGUUCAGAAACAAUUAUGACGGAGAUUCCGUGACGUUCUCGCCCACGGGCAGACUGUUCCAGGUGGAAUAUGCGUUGGAAGCCAUCAAACAAGGUAGUGUCACUGUUGGGGUCAGAUCCAAGAAACACGCGGUGCUGGUGGCUUUGAAACGGAAUGCAGAUGAAUUGUCGUCGUACCAAAAGAAAAUAAUCAAGUGUGACGAGCAUUUGGGUCUUUCGCUGGCAGGGUUGGCUCCCGAUGGCCGUGUGCUCAGCAAUUACUUGAGACAGCAGUGCAACUACUCCAGUCUCGUGUAUAACCGUAAACUCUCGGUGGAAAAGGCAGGCUUCUUACUCAGCGACAAGGCCCAGAAAAACACACAGUCCUACGGCGGCAGACCCUACGGUGUCGGGCUUCUGUUGGCUGGCUGCGACAACAGCGGACCUCACUUGCUAGAAUUUCAGCCCUCGGGAAACACACUGGAACUUUACGGGGCUGCCAUUGGGGCGCGUUCCCAGAGUGCCAAAACGUACCUGGAAAGAACCCUGAACGAAUAUCUAGAGAUCGAGGAUGCCGACAAGUUAAUUGCUGUAGCAGUGGAGGCGCUCAGGCAGUGCUUGAAAGACGAGUCGCUCACUACCAAGAACUUCUCUAUAGCCGUUGUGGGCCAUAAUAAACCCUUCACCGUGCUCGAUGAUGAGGCUGUUGCGCCCUACCUAUGA